AUGGAAAGAGAAUGCAUUGACGAGGAUGAGGUAAGGAAGUUCGGCCGGAACCCGUACCGCAAAGUGGACAACGCAAGGGCCAGCUUCCCAAGCUGGGCUGUCUUAUUCAUGUACACGACCUGGGAGAGAAGGGAGGGCGUCUACGAAUUAAUCGGCGAGCUCUGCGAGGCAUUCAACAACAUAGGUCUAAAACACGGCGCUCUCACGACUCCUGUGAUCGCUGACGACUCGGACCCUCAACGACGCACCUCGACGUAG
This is a messenger RNA of Colletotrichum truncatum, 258 nucleotides long. NCBI's taxonomy places the organism in Eukaryota, Fungi, Ascomycota, Sordariomycetes, Glomerellales, Glomerellaceae. The record is from RefSeq and is a predicted model, not a curated record.